Molecule: messenger RNA, 691 nt
Organism: Aspergillus welwitschiae
Lineage: Eukaryota; Fungi; Ascomycota; Eurotiomycetes; Eurotiales; Aspergillaceae
Exons: 1
Coding region: 176-397 (73 amino acids)
Source: RefSeq, a predicted model, not a curated record
CGCCAAACAUCAGAGGAGAAUAUUAGAACUGAUUCAGAUGAAUGCAAUAUAGUCACACGGACAGUUAAGCACGUUAAGCUAUCGAACCCAUGGUAGCGGGGUAUGUGGGAGAUGGCUACAUGGUUGAGCUAAAGUUGACGGCUGUCACGCAAGACAGUUAUUGAACUUUAGAUGGAUGACUACGAUGGAUAGGAUCAAGGUUUGCAGAUCAUUGUUGUUGGCAGUUAGUCUGGGUCUGUGCCAGAACCGUAUGUCUCACUUAGCUCCUUCUAUGGUUGUUUCUUAUGAGGCGACUCGAUCAACUUCAUGUAUAAUGAGCACAUUUUUGCUAGAUGAAGGAGGCUCUAAUGUUCGCAUGUGCUGUGAAUUCUUGUCAGCAGACCGGACUUUUUGUUGAUCAAGUUCGGCCACGAGAACGUCGCAUAUGUGAAGUUAUUUAGGAGGUAGGAUUUGCAGCGGCGUUCUGUCUGAUUUGUCCUUGCGCUGAUAGGUCUGCGAGGAAAUGGAAGUAUCGGCACACGAUGGUAGGAAUGUGAAUGGUUGGGCUCAUCGUUCGAUGGAAUUGUCCAUAGCACGGAGAUGCCGCAGCUGCAGGGGUGUAGUAGACUAGUAGAGAGGUAUCUCCGCGCAGCCAAGGGACAAGGCAACUAUUGCGGAAGAGGAUCCCGCUGUUUAGUCAGAGUAAUGAGAG